UUCUGUCCCAGGCUAACCAGAAAGGCCAUGGGCACUGAGAGGGCCCCCCAGAGCCAGCUGUGCACCCGGUACUUGCUUGUCCUGAUCUCCAUCUUCUUCAGCCUGGUGGCCUCCCUGGACUGGAAGACUUCCCAUAGCCAGGAUCCCUUUGAGAAAUGUAUGCAUGAUCCUGACUAUGAGGUGCUGCUCAAGGUUGUGACCUUGGGCCUCAAUCGAACCUCAAAGCCCCAGAGGGUGAUUGUGGUUGGUGCCGGUGUGGCUGGGCUGGUAGCUGCCAAGGUGCUCAGUGAUGCCGGACACAAGGUCACCAUCCUGGAGGCAGACAACAGGAUCGGAGGCCGCAUCCUCACCUACCGGGACCGGAAGACAGGCUGGAUUGGGGAGCUGGGAGCCAUGCGCAUGCCCAGCUCGCACAGGAUCCUCCACGAGCUCUGCAAGAGUCUGGGACUCAACCUGACCAAAUUCACUCAGUAUGAUGAGAACACGUGGGUAGAGGUCAACAACCUGAAGCUGCGCAACUAUGUGGUGGAGAAGAUGCCAGAGAAGCUGGGCUACAAGCUGCGCCCCAGGGAGAAGGGCCACUCACCCGAAGAAAUCUAUCAGAUGGCUCUCAACCAGGCCCUCAAAGAUCUCAAGAAACUGGGCUGCAGAAAGGCAAUGAAGAAGUUUGAAAGGCACACGCUCCUGGAAUACCUCCUCGGGGAGGGGAACUUGAGCCAGCCGGCCGUUCGGCUCCUGGGAGACGUGAUGGCCAAGGACGGCUUCUUCUAUCUCAGCUUCGCGGAGGCCCUAAGGGCCCACAGCUGCCUCAGCGACCGGCUCCGGUACAGCCGCAUCGUGGGCGGCUGGGACCUGCUGCCGCGCGCGCUGCUGAGCUCGCUGUCGGGGCCAGUGUUGCUGCACGCGCCUGUCGUGGCGAUAACGCAGGGGGCGCACGAUGUGCGCGUGCACGUCGCGAGCUCGCGCGGGGCCCGGAGUCUGAAGGCCAUGACCGCCGAUGUGGUGCUGCUCACCGCGAGCGGGCCGGCGCUACAGCGCAUUGCCUUCUCGCCGCCGCUGACGCGCAGGGGGCAGGAGGCGCUGCGCGCGCUGCACUACGUGCCGGCCACCAAGGUGUUCCUGAGCUUCCGCCGGCCCUUUUGGCACGACGAGCACAUCGAGGGCGGCCACUCGAACACCGCCCGCCCGUCGCGCGUGAUAUUCUACCCGCCGCCGGGAGAGGGCGCGCUGCUUCUGGCUUCGUACACGUGGUCGGACGCGGCCACCGCCUUCGCCGGCCUGAGCCAGGAGGAGGCGAUGCGCGUGGCGCUCGACGACGUGGCGGCGCUGCACGGGACGAUCGUGUACCGGCUCUGGGACGGCAGCGGCACAAUCAAACGCUGGGCCGAGGACCCACACAGCCAGGGCGGCUUCGUGGUGCAGCCGCCGACGCCCUGGCAAGACGGCGGGGACGACGGGCAGGACUACGACUGGUCAGUCCCCUACGGCCGCAUCUACUUCGCCGGUGAGCACACGGCCUACCCGCACGGCUGGGUGGAGACUGCUGUCAAGUCGGCGCUGCGCGCGGCCGUGUUAAUCAACAGCCGCGAAGGGCACAGCCGCGAGGGGCACACGCUGGUCAACGAGGAGGGGCUCGUGCGCCAGGUGCCCAGCCGUCCCCGGUGCGAGUUCCAAAAGGCUGGUGCCACCCACGCUCCGGCCCCACAUGGGAUGACCGCUCAGCACACCAAGAGACCCGAGCAUUAA
Molecule: messenger RNA, 1746 nt
Organism: Puma concolor (puma)
Lineage: Eukaryota; Metazoa; Chordata; Mammalia; Carnivora; Felidae
Source: RefSeq, a predicted model, not a curated record